This is a messenger RNA of Hippoglossus stenolepis (Pacific halibut), 2821 nucleotides long. RefSeq names its product protein O-fucosyltransferase 2 (gene pofut2). Gene Ontology annotation, molecular function: peptide-O-fucosyltransferase activity. The coding region runs from base 15 to 1355 and encodes 446 amino acids. Lineage: Eukaryota; Metazoa; Chordata; Actinopteri; Pleuronectiformes; Pleuronectidae. The record is from RefSeq and is a predicted model, not a curated record. Gene Ontology annotation, biological process: protein O-linked glycosylation via fucose. The transcript is spliced from 9 exons.
GGCUCUGAGGAAACAUGGCGCACAGAGCAGUGUUACACGCACCAGUGAUAUGCGUCGUUUCAACCUGUUCUUUUAGCGCAGUGUGUUUGUUUGUUUUCGUAGCUUUUGCUGCUUUUGAGACGGUAAAUACUGACAAUGUGUUCAGUGCGGGCCACUCGGCUCCCGUAGCCGUCGCUGCCGCUAGGGAUCUACGGUACUUGUUGUAUGACGUGAACCCCCCCGAGGGUUUCAACCUGCGCAGAGAUGUGUACAUCCGCAUGGCCUCCCUGGUGAAGACGUUGAGGAAGGAGGGGGAUGACUGGGUAUUGGUGCUCCCUCCGUGGGGUCGCCUCUACCACUGGCAGAGCCCUAACAUCCACCAGAUCCGCAUCCUCUGGUCAGAGUUCUUCAGCCUCACCAGUCUGCAGGCCAACGUGCCUGUUAUUGAGUAUGAGGAAUUCAUCGCUGAGAACGGAGGCCCAUUCAUAGACCAGGUUCUAGUGCUGCAAAACUACGCUGAGGGAUGGACUGAUGGGAAAUGGGAGGAAAAAGUUGAUGAGCGGCCGUGCGUUGAUAAGUUGAUGUACUCCAAAGACAAACAGGGCUACUACAGGGGCUGGUUUUGGGGCUACGAGGAAACGCGAGCUCGAGAAGUGACGUGUAUGUCGGCCCAAGGUCAUGCCUCCAUUAUGGCUCCAGUUCUUCAGAAAAACAUCACGGUGACAUCGGUAAUGCUCGACCGAGCUGAGACGCUCCUUCAUGAUCACUAUGCUGGGAAAGAUUACUGGGAUACCCGCCGCAGCAUGGUGUUUGCCAAGCACCUCCGACUCAUAGGAGACGACUUCAGAGCAAAGCACCUGAACUCUACGGAUGAGAGAGAUCACAGCGUUUAUAGCGAGGACUGGACUCGCAUGAAAGCCAAGCUGGGUUCAGCGAAAGGGGGUCCAUAUCUGGGGGUGCACCUGCGCAGGAAGGACUUUAUCUGGGGUCAUAGGGAGGAUGUACCCAGCCUUAAGGGGGCCGUCCAAAAAAUGCGCAGCUUGAUGAAGAAGCACAAACUUGACACGGUGUUUGUUGCAACAGAUGCAGAUGAAGAAGAAUUGAAGGAGUUGAAAAAGUUGUUGCCAGACAUGGUGCGGUUUGCGGCGUCCACAGAGGACCUGGAGCUCUUCAAAGAUGGAGGAGUGGCCAUCAUCGACCAGUGGAUAUGUGCUCAUGCAAGAGUCUUCAUCGGAACAUCUGUGUCCACCUUCUCUUUCCGGAUCCACGAAGAGAGGGAGAUCCUGGGUUUUGACCCCAAAACCACAUACAACCGUUUCUGUGGGGACAGUGAGAAAGAAUGCGAACAACCCACACACUGGAAAAUUGUCUUUUAAUGUGACCUCUGACUUUCCUGACACACACAAGUGCCAAAAAGCAGUGUUAAAAGUUACAUGUAUUUCUAUGGAUUAUAGUAGAAAGAUAUUUUUUACUGUAUUAUGGUGAUUUGUUUAAAAAAUGGUUUAAGAGUUGUGCAAUCAGGUCUGUUGUGACCACCGUGACUGAAGCUCAAAAAGCAGAGACCAGGCUGCCAAAUCCACCAUUAAAUCUGCUUUUUUGUGUUGUAUGUAGUUUCCUUCAUCACACUCUGGUGUUUGACUUAAUUUCUAGUAUUUAUUACAAACACCAGCACGAAGGGGAAGCCAUGCACACAGCAAUCUCCUGCCUUUGCACAAACUCCAAACAACAUACAGCACAAGUAGUGGUUAAAAAAUCCACUUGGUACCUUUUACAAUAGAAGACAAGACUUCACCUAAUGAUUCUUCGCUCAGGUUCUGUUGAAAAGAGGUUCAUUUACCAUCAAGUGUCACUGUAUUUCAACCUCAAGUCUUUGCACACCAAGUCCGUUUUUUCAUCCAAAACUGUUGCACGUUAAGAAAUAUACUCGACUGCACGUUGUUUCAAAGUUUUCAGAAAAGGUUGUAGCUGUCAAAGGCAUUUCAGAGAGUUGUUAAAGCUGUACGGGUUCAGUCGGAUCAGAGAAAUGUAUUUUCCUCUUUUCAAUAUUUGGUCUCAGUGCGGGUAUCAAACCGGACCACUGACAUCCUGAAGUAGACUUGGAGGCAAUCGGGAUAAUUUCGCAGCUCUUUGGUCAGAAGGUGGAAUUCUCCCCGGCCCUGACAGCUCUCAGGAUUGAAUGGACCCAAUGUUUUUCUUUUCUUUUCAAGAAGUGAGAGGAAUCACCAAAUCACCCCCAUCACUCGACUCCAUUUGAUCUGCUACGGUGAAUUUUUGGAACAAAUACAAUAAUAAAACACUUCAGAUUUAGUGAGCUAGGUUUCUGUGUGUGAUGCUUUUUAUUGGAUGAUAUUGGUAUUGGAAGUAUGGACUCUGUGUGGGAAACUUUCCCCCCUUUGUUACUUGUUGUUAUGCCACAUCAGUAUUAACAUUUGUUACUUGGGAUUUUCAGUACGGCAUUACUGAUGUUGAAAAAGUUUCAAAUGUGACAGAAAAACUUUUAAUGUGUAUUUUGAAUCGUUGUGAUGCUCAAUUGUCUCCCCCUUUAAAACCACAGACUGCACUAUGUAUAUUUAGCUUAUUAUUAUUGUGUUGUUGAUAAUGAUACUGCCAGUGAAAGACUUUGAAAUGACAAUAAGGAGUGUCCUGUGAACAAUAGCUUUUUUUUUCAUUUCCUUUACCAUUUCCAUUCUGAUCUGUUUUGUCAUAUGACUCGGGCAGAGUUCGAACGUUGCGUAAAACAGUCGAGUGAGGGUUGGUUUGUGCUGUGUGUAUUUUUAUUGGUGUGCUUGAAAUUAUGAAAUUUUGAAAGUUGUGUCAAAAUUAUAUGAUGGGUUGUAUGAUA